GACAAUUAGAGACAGAGACUGCCAGUCCCAGUGCGCUCACCACUGUGUCGCGGUUCGUGAUUGCUGCGAGGCUCGUGAGGCGAAUCCGAGUCUAUAACAGCGCCGAUCUCGCACCGAAUGCAUGCUGGUCGAGCAUUCGACAGAAUUCUUCGAGUGUGUGAGCGCAAAAUUUGUUCAGGGCUGUUUUGAUACAGAUGGGGCCCGAUCGGGACCGGAACUGGUGCCCGCAUCGCGCCAGGACUCAUCAUUGCAUGUUGUGCCAGAUUUCGUCGCUAAAAGGAUGUUCCCAUUCGGCUCUUUGCGAGGUGCGUGCGUACAUUUCAAUUGAACGAUUUGAAGUGGAAAGCGACGGUUCUGUACCGCACUUGUGGACAAUCGCAUCGUACGUGCUUUU
Ceraceosorus bombacis is the source of this 394-nucleotide messenger RNA. The record is from the annotation of a GenBank genome assembly. NCBI's taxonomy places the organism in Eukaryota, Fungi, Basidiomycota, Exobasidiomycetes, Ceraceosorales, Ceraceosoraceae.